ACACGCACACGCACCGAUACACAUAUUCGUAAACGUAACUUAUUUUGAUGAUUACAGAUUACUGAUUAGAUAGCGGAAGAGAGCGCAGGCAGAGAUCGGCGACACGAAAGGGGCAGAGAGAGAGAGCAUUUCUUUUGUCAGAUGGAGACGUUCCAAAAUUGCCCAUUUUCAAUUAAGCUGUGGCCCCCUAGCCAGAGCACAAGGCUGAUGCUUGUAGAGCGAAUGACCAAGAAUCUUUCAACUCCAUCCAUAUUUUCCAGGAAGCAUGGUCUCCUGAGCAAAGAAGAGGCUGAGGAGAGCGCCAAACAAAUUGAAGAAGUGGCCUUUGCUACAGCAAACCAACACUUUGAAAAGGAACCAGAUGGUGAUGGAAGUUCUGCAGUGCAACUUUAUGCAAAGGAAUCAAGUAGGCUUAUGCUGGAGGUUCUUAAAAAAGGUCCACAACUCAAGGAGGAUGGAAGUGUGCAGAUAUCUGACAAAGUUGCUGGACCUUGUGAAACAUUUUUUGAUAUAUCUGGAGGUCGUAGGGCCUUUAUUGAGCAAGAGGAGGCCGAGGAGCUUCUAAGGCCACUAACAGAGCCAGGGAAUGCAUACGCUAAAAUAUGCUUCAGUAAUAGGAGCUUUGGAAUUGAUGCAGCCCGUGUUGCAGAGCCCAUCUUGGUGUCCCUCAAGGGUCAAUUGACUGAUGUAGACCUGUCAGAUUUUGUUGCGGGAAGGCCAGAAGCAGAAGCCCUUGAAGUGAUGAAAAUAUUCUCAUCAGCCCUGGAAGGCUGUGUUUUGAAGUCUCUAAACCUCUCAAACAAUGCAAUGGGUGAGAAGGGAGUCAGGGCAUUUGAGGCACUCUUGAAAUCCCAGAAUUACUUGGAAGAGCUCUAUUUAAUGAAUGAUGGCAUCUCCAAGGAAGCUGCUCAAGCAGUAAGCGAGUUGAUUCCUUCCACAGAGAAGCUUAGGGUUCUUCAUUUUCAUAAUAAUAUGACUGGAGAUGAGGGUGCAAUUGCAAUUUCCGAGGUCAUUAAGCAUUCCCCUGCAUUAGAGGAUUUUAGAUGCUCCUCUACAAGAGUUGACUCUGAAGGUGGGAUUGCCUUGGCUGAGGCUUUAGGUACAUUCACUCAUUUGAAAAAACUUGAUCUGCGGGACAACAUGUUUGGUGUGGAUGCUGGAAUUGCUUUGAGUAAAUCACUUUCUAGACAUGUGGGCCUUACUGAGGUUUACCUUAGCUAUCUAAACUUGGAAGAUGAAGGAGCAACUGCCCUUGCCAAUGCUUUAAAGGAAUCUGCUCCUUCGCUUGAAGUAUUGGAGAUGGCCGGAAAUGACAUCACUGCUGAAGCUGCUCCUUCCUUAGCUGCUUGUAUAGCAGCAAAGCAGUUCCUUACCAAGCUGAACUUGGCUGAGAAUGAACUGAAAGACAAGGGUGCCAUUGUGAUUGGCAAGGCGCUUGAAGAGGGCCAUGGCCUCUUAAAAGAAGUUGAUUUCAGCACCAAUUCAAUAAGAAGGGCUGGGGCCAGACUCUUGGCACAAGCUGUGGUGAAUAAACCUGAGUUUAAGUUGCUGAACAUCAAUGGGAAUUGCAUUUCUGAUGAAGGUAUUGAGGAGGUAAGGGAGAUAUUCAAGAAAUCCCCUGAAAUGCUGGGGCCCCUUGAUGAGAAUGAUGAGGAAGGAGAAGAAAAUGAAGAAGAGGAAGAGAAUGAUGAAGAUCCUAAAGAGGAGGGUGAUGAAAAUGGGGAUGAAUUGGAAUCAAAGCUUAAACAUCUUGAAGUCAGCGAGGAGUAACAGGUUACAUAUGUUAACUCUUAUUAUUGGGUUCUGACAGGACCUUUUAAUCUAUAGAAGAUUGGACUUACUAAAAGAAUUUUUCUUAUGGCAGAUUUGUGAUUGACCAGCUCGUUGAGUCCUAUAUAGUUGCUAGUGCGGUAACUCCGGCAGAGGGAUAGGCUAUGCCGCUAUGUUUUUUUUCUUUUUGCUUUUCUUUUCCCCUCCCCAGUGUAGCAGUGUACUUUUUCUUUAAUGCACUUGGAAAUGGCUAUUAAUCUAAUUUUUUCUUAGAUGGUUUAUGUGUUA
Nelumbo nucifera (sacred lotus) is the source of this 2058-nucleotide messenger RNA. RefSeq names its product RAN GTPase activating protein 2 (gene RANGAP2). The record is from RefSeq and is a predicted model, not a curated record. Gene Ontology annotation, molecular function: protein binding; GTPase activator activity. Lineage: Eukaryota; Viridiplantae; Streptophyta; Magnoliopsida; Proteales; Nelumbonaceae.